GCGACCCGAAAGGCGAGGAGCCGUGGAAUGGCGCUCUGUUCGCAUAUAUAUUCUUUUCGCGGAUUCCGGAGCAUUCGCGACCUGCUUCUCCAUUACCGCAUUUCAUCGGUGUUGGUGGUGGUGGUGCUGUUGCUGCUUUUGGAGAGAGAAAGAUGAAGGUGAUAGAGAAGAUCCGGACGGGGACGGAGGAAGGUCGGGUGGUGUUUUCGUUCGAGUUCUUCCCGCCCAAGACAGAGGAUGGGGUCGACAACCUGUUCGAGCGGAUGGAUAGAAUGGUCGCUCACAACCCUGCCUUCUGCGACAUUACUUGGGGUGCCGGGGGGUCAACCGCUGACCUCACCCUCGAGAUCGCCAACAAGAUGCAGAACAUGGUGUGCGUCGAGACCAUGAUGCAUCUCACCUGCACUAACAUGCCCGUCGAGAAGAUCAACCACGCUCUCGACACUAUCAAGGCUAACGGGAUUCAGAACGUUCUUGCUCUCCGUGGCGAUCCUCCGCAUGGACAGUCGAGAUUUAUUCAGAUUGAGGGUGGUUUCGCUUGUGCAUUUGACCUGGUUAAUCACAUUCGAGAAAAUUACGGAAAUUACUUUGGGAUAACGGUUGCUGGUUACCCGGAGGGACAUCCUGAUGUCAUAUCAGAGAACGGUACGGUCGGUUUGGAAGCAUACCUGAAUGAACUUGCUUAUUUGAAAAGCAAGGUUGAUGCUGGAGCAGAUCUGAUUAUCACUCAACUAUUCUAUGAUACUGAUAUUUUUCUGAAGUUUGUAAGUGAUUGCCGCCAAACUGGAAUAACUUGCCCCAUUGUUCCAGGCAUUAUGCCAAUCAAUAACUACAAGGGCUUCUUGCGCAUGACUGGAUUUUGCAAAACAAAGAUACCUUCCGAAAUUACUGCUGCCUUGGAACCUAUCAAGGACAAUGAUGAGGCUGUUAGGUCCUAUGGAGUCCACCUUGGAACUGAAAUGUGCAAGAAGAUUAUAGCUAAUGGGAUUAAUACAUUGCACCUUUACACACUGAACAUGGAGAAAUCAGCAUUAGCCAUAUUAAGGAACCUAGGGUUGAUUGAUGAUAACAGGAUUUCAAGAUCCUUGCCUUGGAGACGCCCUACAAAUAUAUAUCGUAUUAAAGAAGAUGUUCGCCCAAUUUUCUGGGCUAAUCGUCCAAAAAGCUAUAUAUCUAGGACUAUUGGUUGGGAACAGUACCCAAGUGGGCGAUGGGGUGAUUCUCAUAAUGCAUCAUAUGGAGCACUGACUGACUACCAGUUUAUGCGACCACGCUCACGUGAUAAGAAACUCCAAGAGGAAUGGGUUGUCCCAUUGAAAUCCAUUGAAGAUAUUAAUGAGAGGUUCAUGAAAUUCUGCCUGGGGAAACUACGAAGCAGUCCAUGGUCCGACCUAGAUGGGACUCAGCCAGAGACAAAAGUCAUAAAUGAACAGUUGGGAAAUAUCAACUCGAAGGGAUUCCUUACCAUUAAUAGCCAACCAGCAGUAAAUGGCGAGAAGUCUGACUCUCCAGUUGUUGGAUGGGGUGGACCUGGUGGAUACGUUUAUCAGAAGGCCUAUGUAGAGUUCUUUUGUCCUCGGAACAAGUUAGAAGCAAUAAUUGAGAAAUGCAAGAAUUUCCCAUCUAUAACCUACAUGGCUGUCAACAAAGAAGCACAAUGGAUGUCCAAUAUUGGCCAAGAUUAUGUGAAUGCAGUAACAUGGGGAGUUUUCCCAGCAAAGCAGAUUGUCCAACCAACUGUUGUGGAUCUGGAAAGCUUCAUGGUCUGGAAGGAUGAGGCCUUUGAGAUCUGGAAUAGGGGAUGGGCAUGCUUGUUCCCUGAGAAUGACCCAUCAAGGACAUUGCUAGAAAACGUGCAACGCAGUUACUUCUUGGUCAGCUUGGUGGAUAAUGAUUAUGUCCAUGGAGACUUAUUUGCUGUUUUCAAGGAUUUUUAAGAUCACCCAUCUAUUUCUAUAAUACCAUUCUUCAUUUCCACAUUCUUAUAUAUUUUUUUCUUUUAUUAUUUAUUAGUUUUUAGAAUUUUGUAAGUGCACGCUAUCAUUUUUAAUUCAUACUUUAUUUUGAUCAAUAGAGCAAGUUAU
Molecule: messenger RNA, 2084 nt
Organism: Nelumbo nucifera (sacred lotus)
Lineage: Eukaryota; Viridiplantae; Streptophyta; Magnoliopsida; Proteales; Nelumbonaceae
Product: putative methylenetetrahydrofolate reductase (NADH)
Biological process (GO): tetrahydrofolate interconversion
Cellular component (GO): cytosol
Molecular function (GO): FAD binding; methylenetetrahydrofolate reductase [NAD(P)H] activity
Source: RefSeq, a predicted model, not a curated record